AUGAACGAUACUCAAGAUACUCUUGGACCAGGUCUGCACAAUUUAUUCUAUCUUGUACCAUCUCAAGUUCCUGCUUGCAUAAUGGGCCAAUUUUUGACCCCAGAAAUUUAUACCACGUUGACCCUAAGUCAAGCACAAACUAUUGCGACGUUUAUCCUAGGCGCUGCUGGUUUUGGAUGGUUCUUUUUCUUAUCAAAUGCUGUAAAACUUAAGGCAUCAAGUUACUUUAAUAAUGAUAAGAUGAUACCGAUUUUGGAAACUAUAGUGCCAACCAGCAUGAAGGUUGCUGUUAAAAUACUACAUAGAACACCAAUAGCAUUUAUGGUUGCAUUAGGUCCAGUACUCACAAGUUUUGAAGGUGUUAUUGUUCUACAUACUAUAGGCUAUGUCGAAUCAUGCGGUACAGCUAUUGCAAAAGCACAAGCACAAAUAACGAAUGAAAUUCAUAGAGCAGCGUAUUGGUUCUCUGCCGAAAUAGAGGCAAUGAUGGAUAAAUGA
Molecule: messenger RNA, 498 nt
Organism: Ambispora gerdemannii
Lineage: Eukaryota; Fungi; Glomeromycota; Glomeromycetes; Archaeosporales; Ambisporaceae
Source: the annotation of a GenBank genome assembly